Phalacrocorax carbo (great cormorant) is the source of this 2047-nucleotide messenger RNA. The record is from RefSeq and is a predicted model, not a curated record. Lineage: Eukaryota; Metazoa; Chordata; Aves; Suliformes; Phalacrocoracidae.
GUAUGAGGGUGAGUGGGGUCCCCCACACCCAGGCACCCACACCCCGUUUUCUCCCACACCCCGAAUCCACAGCCCCACGCACCCCGGAGCUGAGGGGCAUCACCCGGGUCCCCCCAGGAGGGAGGGAGUUUGAUGGGUGCAGCGCCCCACCCCCCCCCCCCGCGCCCCCACCCUCCCGGACACCUGGGACCCCCAGAUGGGAGCGAGACAGAUGGGCACAGCCCCCCCCAACACUUGUGUCCCCCCCAAAAGGACAGAGACGGAUGGGUGCAGCCCCCUGUUCCCUCCCACAGGACAGCCGGGUGCCCCCAAAUGGAGGGAGCUGGAUGGGUGCAGCCCCCUGUGCCCCCCAGCCCGGACCCCGGCUCCCCCUCGCUCUCCAAUGGUCCCAUUGUGCUCUUUUACGUAAGGCUCCGGCUGCCAAAUCCAAUUAAGAUCCGGCCCCAGCCAAAUCCCGGCUAAGCCCGGCCUGCGGCCCACGGGGACCCCCUGGCCCCCCCCCCCCCGGCCGCGGCUUUGUCCCUGCUCCCCCGGCCAGAAAAAAUUGUCCCCAGAAGAUUAACGAGCACGUUGGGAAUGUCACCAUGGCCUCGUUUUGGUUGGGGGGCGAUGAGGGCAGUUGGGGUCACGGGGCCAGGCUGGGUAAAGCAACGUCCCUGAGGAGGGGGUGGGGGGCCCACCUGGAUGCCUGGGUCCCCCCAGGCCCCCACGGGCAGCAGCACUGGCCCGAGGGGCACCCAGCGUGCGGGGGCCGAGCCCAGUCGCCCAUCGACAUCCAGACGCGAUGGGCGCAACCGGACCCCUCGCUGCCGCCCGUCCGCCCCGUGGGCUACCAACACCCCGACACCCCGGCCUUCGCCCUCGCCAACAAUGGCCACACCGCGGUGCUGGCGCUGCCGCCCUCCCUGCGGCUGCAGGGGCUGCCCCGCAGCUUCGCCGCCGCUCAGCUCCACUUCCACUGGGCUCGGCCCGGCCACGCCGGCGGUGCUGAGCAUCUCCUCGACGGCCGCCGUGCUCCCGCCGAGAUGCACGUGGUGCACUACGACGCGGAGCGCUACGCCAACGCCAGCGAGGCGCAGCACCACGCCGGGGGGCUGGCCGUGCUCGGUGUCCUCCUGGAGGUGGGUGCUGACCCCCACCCCGCCUACAACAACAUCCUGAGCCAUUUGGGGAGCAUCCGCUACGCAGGACAGACGACGGCCAUCCCCUCCUUCAGCGUGCAGGACCUGCUGCCCCCACGCCUGGACCUCUACUAUCGCUACAACGGGUCCCUCACCACCCCUCCCUGCUUCCAGGGCGUCCUCUGGACCCUCUUCCAGCAGCCUGUCCACAUCAGCCUGGCCCAGCUAGAGCAGCUCCAGGGAACCCUUUACGCCACGGCAGCGGCCGAGCCUGAGCCCCAGCGCCUGGUGGAUAAUUUUCGGGCCCCGCAGGAGCUCAACCAGCGGCUGGUGCUGGCGUCCUUCCCCAGGGGGCCCGAGGGGUAUUCGACAGGUGAAAUCAUCGCCAUCAUCUUUGGCACCGUUGCUGGCUGCCUCAGCAUCUUCCUCGCCCUCUACUUUGUGGCCAAGAGGAUGCGAGCGAGGAGGGCGCAGCACCAGGAUGUCGUGUUCAAAGCCUCCUCCCGCCGCACCCCCUCUGACGACGGCCCCCACCCUUGAACCCCCCCAGGGCAGGGCUGCGACAGGCCCCCGCUGCCCCGCAGCCCUCUGCCCCUGCCAGAGGAGCCAGCUGCAGCUCAGCCCCCCCAUGGCAGCAGCUCCUGCCUCGGCCCCACUGGAUAUAAAGCCCCUUCCCCACCCCAGGGCACUGGCGGCUCUUCGCUGGGGAGGGAACGGGGCUGCUCGCCAAGGGGCUGUGGAGCCGGAUCCUGUCAGCCCCAAGAAACCACGACCCUCGGGUGCUCCCCCCGAAGCUCGGGCAGGGGCUGGGAGCAGAGCGAGGUGGGGAGGACCGACCCCUCUCCCCCUGCAGACCCCUCACCCUGGCCCCAGCACAGAGGUCGCCUCCCUGCCACGGUACCCGUCGCACUAUUAAAAAGGUUUGA